AUGCCACCAUCAUUCCAACAACUCUUCAAGUUCACUGUGGGAGAAAAGACCGACGGCAGCCCAACCGAGUUCAAUGUCCACGAAGAAGCAUUUGCAGCCCUUUCCGAACCGCUCUCUAAACUCAUGAAAGGAGGCAUGGCAGAGUCCCAAGCUGCGAAGACGAAGUGGAACGAUGUGAACAAAGAGACGUUCGAAAUGUUUGCUCAGUUUGCCUACACUGGCGAUUACUCUAUACCUAAGACGAAAAUGCGGGCUGCGAAAGAGAAGAUUACAAACGACGCUCCAGUCGAUACUUUUAGCGGAGAGGUGAAUGGGCCGGUAACACCGUCACCGCUACCACCGUCAUCGCCAUCGGACUUUUGGUUUCCUGUCGAACCCAGGUCCGCCUUCGAGGAAAAGUGGGGAAGCUCAAGAAAGCACAAGUCGAAGAAGACAAUGUCCCUAAAAUCGACGAUUUCGGAUUUCCAGUCUUUGUCAUUCCCACUGUCAACCUCGCGUGAUAGUUAUCUGAAAAGCUACGAGCCUAGUAAGGAGUUCAAUCAGAAUCAAGACUAUUCCAACGUCUUCCUUGGUCACGCCUCAUUGUACGUCUUAGGGGACCUUUGGCUUGUUGAUUCAUUGAAGUCAUUGGUUCUAUACAAGCUGCACAAAACACUGUGUGCAUUUCAAAUCAAUAACGAGAGCGUUGACGAUAUCCUCGCACUUACGAGAUAUGCAUAUUCCGAGGAAGUGGAAGGGGCAGACCACGAUGAAGGUAUUGGAGGCUUGAGAAGUUUGGUGUGCCAGUUCUUGAAGCUCAAUGCGGCGACUUUGUCUCUUGAUGACGGUUUCAUGAAACUAUUGUGGGAGGGCGGUCCGGUUGCCACAGACAUGUUCAAAGCUGUGGCCCAGAUGUCACUCUAA
Lachnellula hyalina is the source of this 903-nucleotide messenger RNA. RefSeq lists its product as uncharacterized. Gene Ontology annotation, molecular function: protein binding. The transcript is spliced from 2 exons. The record is from RefSeq and is a predicted model, not a curated record. NCBI's taxonomy places the organism in Eukaryota, Fungi, Ascomycota, Leotiomycetes, Helotiales, Lachnaceae. Bases 1 to 903 code for a protein of 300 amino acids.